Carassius auratus (goldfish) is the source of this 2545-nucleotide messenger RNA. RefSeq names its product cyclic nucleotide-gated cation channel beta-3-like. The record is from RefSeq and is a predicted model, not a curated record. NCBI's taxonomy places the organism in Eukaryota, Metazoa, Chordata, Actinopteri, Cypriniformes, Cyprinidae. The coding region runs from base 42 to 2282 and encodes 746 amino acids. Gene Ontology annotation, cellular component: photoreceptor outer segment; intracellular cyclic nucleotide activated cation channel complex; plasma membrane. The transcript is spliced from 18 exons. Gene Ontology annotation, biological process: monoatomic cation transmembrane transport. Gene Ontology annotation, molecular function: protein-containing complex binding; intracellularly cGMP-activated cation channel activity; intracellularly cAMP-activated cation channel activity.
CAAGAAGGAUAAACACAACAGGCAUUGCCUGCCACUAAGCCAUGUUCAGCAAGCUGAAGAAGAUCAUCGGGGGUCCAACUGUUGGUCCCACCACAGCCCCUGCGCCGGCUCCUGCAAAGGAAGAAAAACCUGCAGACAAGGAAAAUGAAGACAAGAAAGAUGAUGAAGGCCCUGCCCCAGCCCCAGAACCGACUCCAGCACCAGCUCCAGAACCAGCAGCACCGGCCUCAAAACCAGAACCGGCCCCCAAACCAGAGGAGAAACCUGCAAACCCGGCCAACGGCCAGCCACCUGCUGAAGGAGAGGAGGCCCCUUGCCCGGAGUCCCGGCCCAUUGUGAUAAGCAAGCAUUUUGAUGCUCAACUCAUUGAGAUUGUUCAGCAUUACCGGCAACGGACAGACCAGUUUAAAGAAAAGAUCAUUGACCCCUAUGCAUCCUCUCCAGAGCGCAGUCCUCCUGUCACACCUGUCCUGAGAAAGGAUGACUACGUGAAGUUGGUGGAGGAGAGGAAACGAAAAGAAGAAGAGGACAAGAAAAGGAAAGAGGAGGCAGAGAAGAAAAAAAAAGAGGAGGCAGAGAGAAAAAAGAAAGAGGAAGAAAAGAAGAAGAAAGAGGAGGAGGAAAAGAAAAAAGCAGACAAGCCUGGGGAAAAGAAAGAGGAAAAGAAGGAGGAGAAGAAAGAUGACAAGGCAGACAAAGAGCAGAAGUCCAUCUGCCCAAAAAUGAAGUGCACCUGUGUAGAUUUCCUGCUGAAGCCCUUCGAGGACAGAAUGGACAAAAGACUGGGCACCUCCAUCGAUCCUUUCACAGACCGCAGGUAUAUUGCUUGGCUAAGCUUGGUAACCAUUGCCUUCAACUAUAACCUGUGGUUCAUACCGGUCCGUAUGGCCUUCCCAUAUCAUGACCCAGCGGCCGUCCCAUUGUGGUUUACCUUGGACAUCAUUGCUGACAUCAUUUAUGUCAUCGACAUGAUCGUUUUCCAGCCACGACUGCAGUUCUGUAAAGGGGGAGACAUCAUUUAUGACAGAGUUGUGAUUAAAAAGAAAUAUCGCGAAUCGUCAAGGUUUCAGAAUGAUGUAAUAUCCGUCCUGCCUUCAGACCUGUUAUAUUUCCCGUUUGGAUUCAAGUCUGUCUUCAGGCUCAAUCGUUUGAUGAAGUCUGAAGCAUUUUUUGAGUUUAGUGACCGUCUUGAAGGUAUCAUGACCAAAGCGUACAUCUGGAGAGUAAUUCGCACUAUUGGAUACCUGAUGUUUAUUCUCCAUCUCAACGCGUGUCUUUACUACGUGGCCUCUGACUACCAGGGGAUCGGCAAAACCAAAUGGGUGUACAGCGGAGAAGGCAGCGCGUACUUGCGCAGUUACUAUUUUGCCGUGCGGACUCUGAUCAACAUCGGUGGUCUGCCUGAGCCUCACACAGUCUUUGAAAUCACCUUUCAGUUAGCAAACUUUUUUGUUGGUGUCUUUGUCUUCUCAAGUUUGAUUGGACAGAUGAGAGAUGUCAUUGGAGCAGCUACGGCCGGUCAGACGUACUUCCGUGCAUCUAUGGAUGGUUGUGUGGCGUACAUGGUGACAAACCGCAUCCCAAAGCUGGUUCAAACCAGAGUGCGCACCUGGUACAACUACACCUGGGACUCCCAGGGCAUGCUGGAUGAGUCUGAGCUUCUGGAACAGAUGCCUCUGGUGAUGAGAACAGCCAUCGCUGUGGACAUCAACCUUGCUACUUUCCAAAAGAUCGACCUCUUUAAGGGUUGUGACAACCAGAUGCUUGUGGAUAUGUUAUUGAGGCUAAAAUCCAUUGUGUAUUUGCCUGGAGACUUUGUGUGCAAGAAGGGUGACAUUGGGAAAGAAAUGUACAUCAUUAAGGCUGGAGAGGUGCAGGUCAUCGGUGGACCGGACAAUAAGAUUGUGUUUGUGACUCUGAAAGCAGGCUGUGUGUUCGGAGAGAUCAGUUUGCUACAGUCUUCAGCCAAUGGAGGAAAUAGAAGAACCGCUAAUGUAGCGGCACAUGGGUUCGCCAACCUCUUCGUACUGGAUAAGAAAGACCUCAAUGACAUCCUAAUUCACUACCCAGAGUCUCAGAAAGUGCUGGCCAGGAAGGGACGGAAACUGCUGAAAGCCAAGGGUCCAGCUCCUGCUGCUAAAGGCGAAGAGGAAAAAAAGAAAGGACUGGCUAUGUUCGGACAAAAACCUCCCACUCCCAAACUUUUGCGUGCCUUUGCAGGAGGAGCGUUCACCAAAAAAGGCUUUAUGGACAGACUUAAGACUGCUGCUUCCGAACAUUAAUAAUCUCAUGAAAUACAUUAAAUAUUUCUCUGUAAGGAUUUCAUUCCUUUUAGAAUAACCUAUGCAUUUUAAAUGUAUUUUUUUAUUAUUAAUAAACAAGCUUCUUUCCCUGCUAACUGCAGUACUUGCCAAUUAGUGAUUGGUAUUGCUGUUUGUAAUACAAGGAUUGUUUGAUUUAAAUUUGUUUCAGUUCUUUCCUAAACAGUAUGUUUUAGGUCUAUUUUGCACUUUUUUGAGACUUAAAUAAAAGACAUUUUGUAAUU